Messenger RNA from Centruroides sculpturatus (bark scorpion), 1040 nucleotides. RefSeq names its product myeloid leukemia factor 1-like. The transcript is spliced from 2 exons. Gene Ontology annotation, cellular component: cytoplasm; nucleus. Bases 109 to 789 code for a protein of 226 amino acids. Lineage: Eukaryota; Metazoa; Arthropoda; Arachnida; Scorpiones; Buthidae. The record is from RefSeq and is a predicted model, not a curated record. Gene Ontology annotation, biological process: regulation of DNA-templated transcription.
AAAAAUUCUAUAAUUAGAAAUUUAUAGAACAACAGAUGUCGCCACUCAACUCCAAUAUACAGAAGGAAGAAAAAAAUUGAUUUCAGUUCGAAUUGCAUUCUCGAAAAGAUGUCUGUUUCAAGAAAGAAAGAACAUGCUUCAAAAUCACAAAAGGAAAGAUCUGAUUGGUUUGGUUCCAACUUCCUGGAACCUUUCAAAGAUGAUCCGUUCUUUCAAGAGCCAGAUCCUCCAGAAAUAUUUAAGAAUAUCGUUAGAGAUGACAGCAUUUUCCCAAAUUUAGAUCCUUUGAAUCCUGUCAGUUCUGCAAUGGAGGAGUUCCGUAGCAAUCUGGGUCAUUUCCAGAUUGCAUUUCCAAAAUUGCGCUUCCGACCAUUUGACGUUCCUUCUCCACGCUUUCCGACAGACGCGACCGACUGCCAUACUUUCACCACUUCUUCCGUGAUGACAUACCAGAAGAAGGGAAACGAAGAACCGGAAACGUACCAGGCAUCGGUGUCAAAUUACGAGGGGUCCUUAGGAGCGGGACAGAGCAGAAAGUGUGUCAGAGAUUCGAGAACGGGAACCGAGAAGAUGAGUGUCGGAUAUCGUCUGGGAGAGAAGGCUCGAGUUUUGGAGAAACGCAAAGACCGUAGAACCGGGAAGAUAGAGGAGGACCAGCAGUUGAUCAACAUUGAUGAAUCGGAAGUGGAGGAUUUUCAGGCAGAAUGGAUGAAUAAUGUGGGAAGUCGCAAUCCCUUCUCUAUUUCUAAAUUUCACACUAGAGCAAUGUUGGAAGACAAAAAGAAAUAAUGCAGAUUUUAAUGUUAUUGGGCACAAACUCCUCCAAAAUUUCACGUCGAUUAAUUUGUAACAUCGGAUAAUUCAAAAUUAUAGUUUUAUAUGCAAUUCAAAAAUAUUACAAGAUAUAUCCAACAAAAAUUUAAAUAUACACCUAUAUUUUUUUAAUGGCACUGUAAUUAGAACUUGGAGUAUACAAAAUUUAAUGUAAAUAUUAAUCAUUAAAGAAGUUUUGAGCACUCAAAUUUUUGUGUCUAAUGAUU